This is a messenger RNA of Cataglyphis hispanica, 4184 nucleotides long. RefSeq lists its product as uncharacterized. The transcript is spliced from 13 exons. Lineage: Eukaryota; Metazoa; Arthropoda; Insecta; Hymenoptera; Formicidae. The record is from RefSeq and is a predicted model, not a curated record. Gene Ontology annotation, molecular function: cysteine-type deubiquitinase activity. Bases 439 to 3585 code for a protein of 1048 amino acids. Gene Ontology annotation, biological process: protein deubiquitination.
GCGUGCCAUCACGAGGUCAGCGACGGCGUCAUCGGCGUCCUCGCGUAUACGCGAUAAUGCGGUGUCAUCGUGAUGCGCUGGCGAUCAGUUCGUUUCGAUCCCUACUCGCGCUCGUUCGCACUUACGAGAAUUUCACUCUCUUCCAUAUUGAACGAAUUCGUCAAUUUUGCCCGCGCAUCUCGCUCGCUCGUCUUGUAAAAGAAUUCGCGACAAAUCGAUAAAAAUUCGUCGCGCAUGCCACGCGGUACGAUAAGUGUUGUUCGAUCACGCGGAAUAGGAGAGUAUCAGGUUAGGACGGCGACUUAAAGUCGAGGCGCGUGUUUGCAAAACUUGUUCUCUCGUCUCGAUUUUUUCGCACGAGGCACGAAGCACGAGGUGCGAUUGACGGAAUUGCGGCUUGCAAUUGCGAUAGACUGUGCGCUUUGUGUUGCUAUCUGAAUGGACAAUAAGGUGGAUGUUUCGGAAGUUGAAGAUAUUUCAAUGAUUGGAACAUCUGGAAUUUUUCACCUGCCUGACGUCCCAGAGAUAUCGGAGGUAUUAGAAUCGACUGGCCUUAGCCCCUUAACUUCUUCCUUGGAUCAAGCUCUUACGCUGCAAGAAGAUAAAACUCUCUCAUCUGAAGUUAACAUGGGCAUUGAAGACACAUGGACUGAAGCAAAUAGUUCAACAUCAGAUUAUGCAAUUCCUCUUCCUCCGCCACCUGGAUUAAAUGAUUUCUCGGAUGUCGGUGGUGAUUCAAUUGAUUCUGGAACUGGCAUAGAACACGGUCCAUUUCUGCCACCUGGUACAACAGCGCUUAAUAAUCUUUUCGCUGAGGCUGGAGAUUCUCACGAUGACUCGCCAAUGGGUGAGUUAGUCCUGCCUGCAGGUGUAUGUGGUCUUCGUAACUUGGGUAAUACCUGUUUUAUGGCAGCUGGGUUACAAUGUUUGACUGCGACUCCCCCUGUCCUACGACAUUUCUUGGAUUUACAGCAGAGAGGAGAGAAACUGCCUCCACCUGGAUCAUUAAUGGCACACUUUAGCGUACUCCUUGGGAAAAUGUGGUCUGGAAGAUAUAGUGUACUUAGACCAACAGAAUUUAAGCAGACUUUAGGUGCUUACCAUUCACAAUUUAAGGAUUAUAGGCAGCAUGAUUGUCAAGAAUUUCUGGCGCUUCUAUUGGAUUCCCUUCACGAGCAAAUGAACACAGCAAAGUGUGCCAAGAACUGUCAAGUUCCAUUGUCUACAACCACUGCCAAUUCUUUUAACUCUAUAGAAAAUUCAAAUGGAAAGACCCUUUCUCCUGUCACUGCCACAGCUAAUCCUAAUUCAGAUAUUUUGGAAAUGUAUGAAUGCUUAUCACCAGAAUGUCCAAAUAGUCCCAAUGUAACUAUGGCUGGCUCACCAAGAGACUUUGAUUCGUCGAUCGGAGAGCUCGAUAGUAUUACGAAUUCACCGAGAGAUUCACCCUUAAAUGGAGAGGACGACGAGGAGACACUAGAUUCAGAUGAAAUCAUCGAAGGAAGAUCGAGUACUUUUAUUCACAAUAAAGUGAACGAAGAAGGCACAAAUGAAACUACUCCAACUUUGAGAUUAGACACAUUGAUCGAACUAUCAAAAACGGUGCCACAGUAUGGUGGCUUAUAUGAUAUUCACAAAGAAGCUAAAACUAGUAACGCUAAUUUUUUAGUAACGCAACAAGAAUGUAAUAACGAGAUUCAUUACGACUCGCAGAAAUUUCCAAAGGACAAUGUCCGCAGGAUGCCGUUAGACAAUUCGAAUCUUGUAGAAAAUCACGACUUUGAUAAUAAAAGUGUCAGUAUCAAACGCAUAAAAGAAGUGAACGUUCAGAAGGUCAACGGUAGUCUCGAUCACGCGUCUAAUAGUUCCGACAUCGAGUAUGAUAGCGGUCUGGAGAAGUGUAAUGUGAAACGCAUGAGAUUAGAUGACCAGGAGAAGAAUCAUAAGCAUGACAGUCUCGGUAACGAGAAUAUUCAGUGUUCACGAAUUCCACAAAAUUAUGGUACUGGUGCUAUUGCUGCACAAGAAGAGAUCGAGGCAGAUAAGCACUGGGUGAAGCAUUUGCGAUCUAAUAAAAGUAUUAUCGUUGACACCUUCCAAGGCCAGUUUAAGAGUACGGUUGUAUGCUCGGUUUGUAACCACGUUUCUGUUACAUAUGAACCUUUUAUGUAUCUAUCGGUACCCUUACCUCAUGCGAUGGAGAGACAAUUGAAUGUCACGUAUGUUCCUGCAAAUGGUGAUCAACCUAUGAGAUGCGUCGUUUCCUUAAACAAGCAAUCACGAAUUGGAAAGUUGAAAGAGGAAUUAUUAAAAACGCUCGGCAAGGAGAAUAUCUCGGUGACGAAUAUUGCACUUGCAGAGGUUCUAGAGAAUCAUAUAGCGAAGAUUCUGGAUGACAAUACACUCUUGAGACACAUCAAUGAUACGAAUCGAUCGAUAUACGCCUUUGAACUCACGGAACCUCCCGAUGCGUACACUUCGGUGUCCGAUGGCGGCGGGGAUCGUCCAAUGGAGAUGGAUUCUUCUCAGAAAUGUACAAUAACGGGCGAGGAGGUGCCAUGUAUGAUCUGUCUUGAGGAAUUAGACGGCGACUUGAAGAGGCACAGUGGAAAUAGCUGUAACUUUAUUAUGUGCGAUCCUUGCAUUGAGAAUUACUUCAAGAAUCAAACGGAGCCACAAACGUGUCCGAUGUGUUCCACGUACAUGACGGCCUCGUCAUUUACGAAGAUAGAUCAAACGGGUCGGCCAAGACCCAUCGUACGUAUUCUCAAUGUACCUUUAGUGUUGAGGCACGACACGACGAAUGAGACGACGAACAAUCGCAAAGGCACAAAGCUCUUUGGUUAUCCGCAUUUGAUACGACUCCCAUCGAGAGUGAACGCGCGGGAUUUGUACGAUAUUGUCAAAAGAAAUGUUCCACACGAAGGACGCUACACAAUACAUUUCGUUGAUGGACAGGGUCAUCAUUGUUCACGAUGUAUGUAUACUGCGCAUUGUACAGGAUGUAGCGUACCCGAAACGGGAAUGGUUGCGCUACAAAACGGUGAUACGCUUGCAGUUCGUUAUACCGAAUAUGUUCCUAAGAUUCUACAUCCCAUUGAUCACGUUAGCGUCAGUAAACAACGGCCGCAUCAUCCACUAUCGCUUUACGAUUGCCUUCAAGCAUUUAGUCAGAGCGAAACUUUAGACGAACAUAAUCCUUGGUUCUGUCCGAAAUGUGGGUGUAACCAAUGUGCGACAAAAACGCUCACGGUCCAUCGAUAUCCCAAGUUCCUUAUUGUAUAUCUUAAACGAUUUGUGUUUUAUGAAUGCGCGAGCAUGAAGCUAGACGACAAGGUUACAUUCCCUUUGGUGGGUCUAAGCGUAGGACGCCAUCUUUAUGAUCUUUAUGCCUGCGUGUGCCACUUUGGAGGCGUUUCCGCAGGCCAUUAUACGGCGUAUGCGAAGAAUCCUCGCACGGAUGUAUGGUAUUAUUACAACGAUGAGAUUACGAGCAAACAAAAGCCUCAAGAUGAAGAUUUUAGCAACGCAUACAUACUGUUUUAUAGUCGACAAGGGACCAACAUGAAACAGUGCAAUAUAUAACAAGUGGUGUAUUUAACUUGAUAGUCGAUAGAACACGUCAAUCAAAUGGAGGAGAAACAACUGGGGAUAGUGGCAAAGAAAAGAAUGAAGUGUAACGGAAGGGGAAAUUAAUAUUUUGUGUUCUUCCACGUGUUUUUUCAUCACGAACGUUUACUUGUGUAUUUCUUAUACGUUUUCAAUUUUUCCCUUUAUAUAUUUUGUUGCGCUUCUAUUUCCCCUGCGUAUCUGCCUCUCUUCUGUCCUCUCCUCUGUUAAAGUUGUAUUUAGCGCAACAGCCCGCUAUCCGGAUCUGCGAUAUGCUGCGUGCUGAUUUGCGCUAGAUUAUGUGAAAUAUCGAUAGCCGUUGCUUGUGAAUUUUUUUCAUGAUGGUUAUGCAAUUAUUAUAUAAUGAGGAGAGAAUGUGUCUGCCGGUGACAUUCUGCACUAGUGCAGCUUAGGCCUGACAUGUUUUACGAAUUCAAAGAGAGAACUGAACAUAUUUGUAUUGCAUAUAUUGUAAACGUAUGUCGAAUUUGUACAGUAGACGGUUAAAUGUAGAACUCAAGAAUUCUAAACACGUAAUUUAUUAGCGAAUAAAGGUGAACGUCAUACACUUGAAA